AUGGAGAGCCCUCACGAACACCAGCAGAAUCUACUGCUUUCACGUAUUAUUACCAAUGUUGAGAAGCUUAACGAGGCUGUUAUGGUGAUGAAUAAGAGUCUCCAGGAUAUCAACAUUCAGAAUAUGAAUGUCGAACUGGUAGCUCAAAUGUUCAAGAACUACCAAUCGAACGUUUUGUUCCACCUAGAAGCUACGGACAACUUGAAACCCCCAAGCUGA
This is a messenger RNA of Fusarium graminearum PH-1, 219 nucleotides long. RefSeq lists its product as uncharacterized. The record is from RefSeq and is a predicted model, not a curated record. Gene Ontology annotation, cellular component: mitotic spindle; DASH complex. The transcript has 5 exons. NCBI's taxonomy places the organism in Eukaryota, Fungi, Ascomycota, Sordariomycetes, Hypocreales, Nectriaceae. Bases 1 to 219 code for a protein of 72 amino acids. Gene Ontology annotation, biological process: attachment of spindle microtubules to kinetochore.